Seriola aureovittata is the source of this 1346-nucleotide messenger RNA. RefSeq names its product serine hydrolase-like protein. The record is from RefSeq and is a predicted model, not a curated record. Bases 202 to 1050 code for a protein of 282 amino acids. The transcript has 12 exons. NCBI's taxonomy places the organism in Eukaryota, Metazoa, Chordata, Actinopteri, Carangiformes, Carangidae.
GGCCCACCCAGUGAGGACUGGUACUGCUGCAGCCACCAGAGAUGACGGAAGUCAGACCUAUGAAGUUUUACGGCAUUUUAAUGCAAAGUUAACGCAACGUGAAACACUGUUCAACACCAGCUGCGAUGGCUGAAGAGGUCUCAGAGCUCUGUGUUCCAGUCCCAUGGGGAGAGAUCAGAGGUAAAGUCUGGGGUCCUGAUCAUGGUCGCCCUGUGCUGUGCCUGCACGGCUGGGCUGACAACUGUGGCACAUUCAACACCCUCAUCCCCCUUCUACCCAAAGAGUGCAGGUAUGUGGCGGUGGACCUGGCAGGUCACGGUCGGUCAUCUCAUCGUCCUCCUGGAGCUUUCUACUGCGCUCCUGCAUAUGUGGCGGAUGUACGCAGAGUUGCUGACGGUGUCUCUGGGGCUGAAGAAAUUCUCCAUCAUAGGCCACAGUAUGGGUGCUGACAUUGCUGGAAUGUUCAGUGCUCUGUAUCCUGAGAUGGUGGAUGCUCUCGUGCUGCUGGACGCUUACGGAUUCUUCCCAACAGAUUCGAAAGAAGUUUCCAAAGUGAUGAGGCAGGGGAUGGAUGAGAUGAUCCAGUUUGAAAAAAAGUCAGAAGAAAAGAAAAGAGUUUACACUUAUGAGAAGGUGGUUGAGAGGCUGUUGACUGCAAACCCGACUCUGUCUGAACAGUCUGUGCGCAUCCUGUUAGAGCGAGGUCUAGUUCAAGUCGAAGGAGCAGGAUUUGUGUUCUCCAGAGACCUGAGAGUUAAUUUUAAAAACAUGCUGCGCCUCAGUUUGGAGCAGAGUCUGGAGAUGCAGUCGCGGAUUCAAGCCUCUGUCCUAGUUGUUCUAGCAGAAGACGGCUUUGAUAGAAUAUUUUCUGAACCAGGGAGAUUCACUUCAGCAAUCCUCCAGUCCUUCCAGGACAGAAAUCACAAGGUGGUGAUAGUCCCAGGCGAUCAUCACGUCCAUCUGAAUAAACCUGAAGUCGUGGCUCCGUUUGUGUCCAACUUCCUGCGAACUAAAGCACUGUCAGUAUCAACCAAGCAGCACAAGUUAUAAGCUACAGACAUUUCCUAACACACUUUAGAUCACAGUUAGGUCUGUAGGUUUGUUUAUAAGAUCAACCUGGCUGACAACGGCAUUAAAGCUCCCAUGAAGUGCCAUCAUUGCUUGUUUAUUUUACAACUUUAUUAACAAAUCAAUACAGAGGAAUGACAGACACACUUCUGCACCUACGUAGCAGUUUUAUUUUGUGCUAAGUUAACCAGUUGCCAGCUGUAGUUUUAUGUUUACUGUAAAAUCAUCUCGUCUACCUCUUGGCCAGAAAGCAAAUAAAGCAUCUUUCCCAAAAUGUC